Molecule: messenger RNA, 1770 nt
Organism: Paramecium tetraurelia
Lineage: Eukaryota; Ciliophora; Oligohymenophorea; Peniculida; Parameciidae
Exons: 6
Biological process (GO): transmembrane transport
Cellular component (GO): membrane
Molecular function (GO): transmembrane transporter activity
Source: RefSeq, a predicted model, not a curated record
AUGUAUGAGGAUAUUCAUUUACAACACUAAACUAAUGCAUACAUUGAAUAGAAGGAUCAACUAGAAGUCACAGAUAAUACAGAAGAGAUUGAAUUUAAAUAAAUAAGCUUUGAUCAAGCAUUAUCACAAGUAGGAUCAUCAGGAUACUAUUAAAAAAGAGUAUUCCUAAUAUUUGGUCUGCAAUGGAUGAUAACUACGUAUAGACCUCUUAUUAUCAUUGAUGGAUUCUAUUUGCUCCUGUUUUCUACUUUAUAGAGCCAAAAAUUGAUUGCAAAAACGAUCUAAAUUGCUAUAAUGAAUGCUCUACACAUAUUUUGGAUGAACAAUGUCUAUCUUACAUUUGAAGAUUAAUCUCGAAUAGAAUUCCUUGUUGGUAAUUCCCUUAACACAGCAUUCAAUACAGUAUUGCCUUGCAAUAAGACCUUACAAUCAAUUAUUAAAUCCAUUGUUUAUUUUGGCUCUCUGAAAGGAUUCUUUAUUUUUUCAUUUAUAGCUGACAAUUAUGGAAGGAAACUCGCUUUGACAUUAUCUUGGUCAAUCACUACAAUAGGAUCAUUAAUUUUAGCAGUUACAUAUCAUUUCUAAUUAUAUAUAGUCUGCUUAAAAUUUCUAAAUGAUAACAGGUGCAAUGAAAUCCUGCCAUAACAGUUCAUUAUUCAUUUAUAAAUGAACAUUCCUGGAAAAUUUACAUUAAAAUUAUUAGAAGGACAUUUCAGAGAAUUCCAAAAUGUUGGUCUCUAAGUUUUCUUUGCAAUUGGGGAAUUUACAUUUAUCACUUUGGCCUAUUAUGUGACUGAUUGGAGAUCAUUAGCAAUUAUUGCUGCAAUACCUACAAUCAUGCUCGCUUUUGCUAAUUUAUUGAUUUUUGAAUCACCCCAAUUUUUGUACUCCAAAAAUAAAUCUUAAUGUGUAGAAACACUUAAUCAGAUAGCUAAAAUUAAUUCAAAGAAACAAAUAUAUAUUGAUGAAUUAAUCACAAAUCCAAAAUCUAAAGAGAAAAACUAGAGGAUGUACACAGCAUGGGAUCUUGUAAGAAACAAAUCUAUUAGAUAUAUAUUUAUUGCAUGUGUAAUGAUGUUUUUUGGAAUUCAAAUGAUAUAUUAUGGAAUCAGUUUUGUUAGUGAUUAAUUAGGAAUGAACUUUUUCACUAGCAAUUAUAUUAUAGCAUUUUUUGAAUUAACCGCAUAUUUAGUAACAGAUUUUUUUGUGACAAAAUUAAAAAGAAAGAAAAGUAUCAUUUUGGGACUGAUAUUAGUGGGUUUGAUGAGUUAGUAUUUUAUAAUUCAAUUUGAUAAUUCUCUAUUUAUCAUAAUGUAAGGAAUUUUAGCAGGGAUGAUGAGAUUCAUUAUUUGUGUGAUCUGGGCUUUGGCAUUUGUGUAUGUGUCUGAAUUGUUCCCUUCAGUUGUUCGUUCUUUAGCAUUAUUAUUAAUAUCUGCUGGAGGUUCGAUUGGUAGUAUAGUUCAAACCUUCUUGAAUAAUUUAUGUCAACAGUUUUAAGUCCAUCCCAUGGUUGUUUUUGGAAUAAUUGGUAUGUUGUGUGGUCUUUUGUUGCUACCUCUAAAGGAGACAUUGAAUCAAGGGUUGAUUGAGAAUAUUGAGGAGGAAGAAAAGUUAAUGAAUUAAUGCAAACUGGAUAAUAAAUGUUAAUAGUCUUAUGAAGCUGAAGAGUCUGGUGAAGUGGAUCAAAUGGAAAAUUUGAAUGAAGAGAGAGAAUUUCUCAUAAUAAAAUAAAAGAACAUUAACAUUAACGCUUAAAAGAAAGAUUGUUGA